Melitaea cinxia (Glanville fritillary) is the source of this 981-nucleotide messenger RNA. Its product is annotated as zwei Ig domain protein zig-8-like. Gene Ontology annotation, cellular component: neuron projection membrane. The record is from RefSeq and is a predicted model, not a curated record. The transcript has 7 exons. The coding region runs from base 1 to 846 and encodes 281 amino acids. Gene Ontology annotation, biological process: synapse organization. Lineage: Eukaryota; Metazoa; Arthropoda; Insecta; Lepidoptera; Nymphalidae.
AUGGCUUUUCUGUUGGGCGCGCUCGGUGCGCUAGCCCUUGUCAGCCGCACGGGUGGCACAGACAACACGAAUGGCCUAAGUUCAGAUGGAGUCCAAGAAUUGGAGUACACAGACGUCGAUCUUGGUCUCACACAAAGAGGACCACACUUCGACGUGGCAUACUCAAGAAAUGUCACAGCCCUGGUUGGGAAGACAGCACAGCUGAACUGCAGGGUCCAUGAUCUUGGUAACAGAACGGUGUCAUGGAUCAGGCAUCGAGAUAUACAUCUCUUGACCUCUGGAAGGAUGACGUAUACUUCGGACCAGAGGUUCAUUAGUGUCCACAAUCCUCACACCGAAGACUGGAUACUCAAGAUAAGGUUUCCGCAGCGGCGCGACUCCGGCAUCUACGAGUGCCAAGUCGGCACCACUCCGCCGAUAGGUCACAGAAUGUACCUCUCCGUUGUUGAACCACUAACGACAAUUCUGGGAGGACCUGAGCUGUUUAUCAACAUGGGCAGCACCAUCAACUUGACAUGUGUCGUCCAACACUCGCCAGAACCACCACCAGCGAUACGCUGGACCCACAAUGACGAGGAAAUCAACUACGAUUCUCCCCGUGGCGGUGUAUCAGUCAUCACUGAAAAGGGUGAGAUGACCACGUCCCAUCUUCUCGUGCAAAAGGCGAAGAUGCCCGACUCCGGCCGGUACACCUGUGCACCGGCCAACGCUAACCCUCGAUCUGUUCUUGUUCAUGUUUUAAGUGGAGAACACCCAGCUGCAAUGCAGCACGGAGGUCAGCUACGUCUCCAGUACCCACUCUCCGCAGCCUUUCUCAGCGUAAUCGUCACUCUUAUGGGCUGCUAGUAAUUCGAGAGAAUCAGUAUUAUGCAAUAAUAUGCCACUAAAAGAUUCAAGAAUAGAAAUCAAAUUGUUUUUUUUUUUAACUUUUAUUUAAAAUUAAAUAUUUAAAGUUGUAAUUUAACGAGAGUAAAGAAUGUA